Molecule: messenger RNA, 834 nt
Organism: Cercospora beticola
Lineage: Eukaryota; Fungi; Ascomycota; Dothideomycetes; Mycosphaerellales; Mycosphaerellaceae
Source: RefSeq, a predicted model, not a curated record
CACAAUCCUGUCACAGGCCAGUGUUGCCUCACAACAGCAAACGCCACCUGCCACCUGCCCCUCCAGUGCAUUGUCUACUUAAACACUCUUCCAAGCAACCUCUUCCCUCUCCUCCUCAUCCACGACACAAGCCACAUCAAGUCAACAGACAACCCACUUCAACCAAACCCAACCACCACCACACCAACCAAUCCAACAUGUCCGCACCAAACGCUGACAAGCCAAACGAGGGCAUCGUUGGCCAGAUUGGCAACUCCCUCCAGAACGCCGCCAACUACGUCUCCGACACCGUUCAGGGCAAGUCCGCUGAGGCUUCCAAGGAGGCCAACAAGGAGCAGGCCAAGGGCAACACCCCAAACAGCAGCCUCACCGACCGCGCCAGCGGUGCCGCCGGCGCUGUCAGCGACAAGCUCAGCCAGGAGAAGCACGAGGGCUCCGCCAAGGUCAACAAGGAGGCUAUCUGAGCUUGUUGUCUUGACUUUGCACCACACGCGAGCAUGACUACUAUGGUACGCCUCGAGUAAUGGGAUCCAACAGUACGACACGGCAUGACUGAGUUACGAGAUCACGGCAUCAAUUGUGAGCCUGCCUUGAAAAUGGCGAGGCAUCUUCAGAUACCCCAGAAUCAAAUUACCUUUUCUGAGUGAACACACGUGCUUCCAGCCGUCCCCUCUUCGAGCAAUAAUUUACUUUUUAUUUGUGCGGUCUAUGUAAUACAUAAACCAUGCAGGCGGUGGCACUGCCUCUAACAGGAGCUCGUUAACGGAGUCGCACCGUCGUACUGGCCCGCGCACUGUAUUAGCCGCCUUGUAGGCGACACUCGGUGGGGAUUAU